Messenger RNA from Vitis riparia (riverbank grape), 1436 nucleotides. RefSeq names its product rRNA-processing protein EFG1. Gene Ontology annotation, cellular component: nucleolus; preribosome, small subunit precursor. The transcript is spliced from 8 exons. Lineage: Eukaryota; Viridiplantae; Streptophyta; Magnoliopsida; Vitales; Vitaceae. The record is from RefSeq and is a predicted model, not a curated record. Gene Ontology annotation, biological process: maturation of SSU-rRNA from tricistronic rRNA transcript (SSU-rRNA, 5.8S rRNA, LSU-rRNA). Bases 101 to 1114 code for a protein of 337 amino acids.
CCGUCAUUGUCAUUCGAAGCAUCGGUGCGGGAGUUCCAGAGCAAGAGCCCUAAUUAGGGCAAAAGGAAGCCCCAGUUUCCUGCAAGCUCAGAUCAGGAAAAUGGCGCACGGUGGCUAUGGGAAGCGCAGGGUCGCCGAACGCAAGCCCGAGAGUCGACGAUCGAAGGGAUUGGCUGUGGAUAAGAAACCCAAAUCAGUGUCUCUCAAGAACCAGAUACGCUCCACAGAACGCAUCCUCCGUAAGAAUCUUCCGCCUGAAAUGAGAGAAGCCCAAGAAAAGAAGUUAGAAGGACUUAAGAAACAGCAGGAAAUUCAUACUCGUUUGGCUGUGGAGCGUAAAAUAUUCCUGCGGGAUAGAAAGAUAAAGUUUUUUGAGAGAAGAAAGAUAGAAAGGAGAAUAAGGCGUUUGGAGAAACAGCAGCGCGCUGCCUCUGGUCAGGCCCAAGAGGCAGAAGUUGCUGAGCAGCUGUCCAAAUUGAAAGAAGAUCUGGAAUAUGUUAGGUUCUUUCCCAAGACAGAGAAGUAUGUAUCCUUAUUUAUCGGAGGUGAUGAUACAGACAUGGUUGACAGGAGAAAUAGAUUGCGCAAGCAGAUUAAAGCCAAUAUAAUUGCUGCUGCAGCCAGUGGAAAGGAUUUGGAAGAGACAGGGAGUGAAGAUGAUGGGCUUUUGGAUCUGAGUGAGGAUGAUUUUUUCUUAAGUGGAAGCUCUAGUGAUGAAGCAGAUGCUGAUGAUGAAUGGACUGAUAAAAGUACAAGGGAACAGGCUUCUAGUGCUUCAGGAAAAGCAGCAUCUGGCAUGUCCAGUGAUGAAAGGAAUCAGAAGCAGAUUUCUGCUCGUGCUCUAAUGCCUCCUCCUCGGCCAUCAGCUAAUUCAUUUUCAAGUUCUGCACGUACAAAAUCAAGGUUUGGAGCCUCAUCUAGCAAAAAUUCAUCCAUACGGAGAGCUGAAAUGUCAACGUCCAGGAAUACAUCAAAUAGCAGGAGCGGGUAUUCCUUCAAAAACAGGGAAUCCUCAAGUUCAAGAACAGGUCACAGUAGCAAUCUAAGUUCCAACUCUGAUGCUCAUAAACCCCGAAGAAAGAGAAGGCCAAAGAAGAAGAAGCAACAGGCAUGAAUCCAGUGGAUGUGGUGCUGAUGCAACCUCUUUGUAGUCAAUAGACUAGUUCUCGACAAGAUGUUUCUGUGAGAUUCUGCAGCAAGGGUUUAACCUGCUUUAACAUUUCUCUAUUUUUAUUGGAAAAACAGUAGGGGUUGUGUACAUCCUGCCUACUGUAAUAUCAAUUUGACGGCCAUCCUGCACCACCAUAGCCAGUUGGUUUGAGAAUUAAUUUUAGUUAUUAAUCGUGCCAAGAAGUUAUGGUCACUGGUCAUUGUGGGUUCCCGUCACUCUCUGUUGCUCCUUAUAAAUUGUUCUUUGGAAUUUUCCUUUUUGUUUU